AUGUCGUUCCUUGCAUUGGACAAAUGGGCAAGGCUCUUCAGGAUGAUAAAGCAGAGUGGUGGUUUGAUGAAAGCUUUGUAUAAACUGUGGAGAUUCGAUGCAUUAAAGGAUGGUAAAUAUGUGGGCUGCGAUGCGAGUGGUAAUAAGUAUUACACGAACUGUAACUACAUGAUCGGCCGCAGUCGUUGGGUAGAAUACAGUCCCAACGUCAGAUGGUCCUAUGAUGCUAGUCAGGUAACUGCCGAAUGGUUUGGUUGGCUCCAUUACAAGACAGACAGAUUGCCCUGUGAGGACUGCGCGAAAUAUUCCCUGAACUGCAGUUGCUUUGCCCACGCGUGGCUUCAGCCGUACGUUGAAAAUGUGACUGGGACUGAAGAAGCGUACUACCCUUAUAGUACUACGAAAGCUCAUAUCAAAGUUUGGGACGGUUGUUCGGUGACCAAUCGUAAUAAGGCGGAAUAG
Messenger RNA from Helicoverpa zea (corn earworm), 462 nucleotides. Its product is annotated as probable NADH dehydrogenase [ubiquinone] 1 alpha subcomplex subunit 12. Gene Ontology annotation, cellular component: membrane. NCBI's taxonomy places the organism in Eukaryota, Metazoa, Arthropoda, Insecta, Lepidoptera, Noctuidae. Gene Ontology annotation, biological process: mitochondrial respiratory chain complex I assembly; response to oxidative stress. The record is from RefSeq and is a predicted model, not a curated record. The transcript has 4 exons. Bases 1 to 462 code for a protein of 153 amino acids.